AUGUCCGAAGCAGAAGUCAUUCCCGAGCUUCCCGCCAUCCGCAAGGGUGGCGCCGCGCCGGUUCAUGUUCACGCCACCGAAGGGGAGGAGGAACAGGUCGUGAUAAAACCACACUGGUACAGAUCGACGCUCACACAGAUCCUCAUCGUCGGAGGUGUCUUCUUCUGCUCACCCGGGAUGUACAACGCUCUCAACUCCCUCGGUGCCGGUGGUCUCGCCACACCCUGGUACGCCAACGCGACCGCCGCGGCCGGCUACGUCUUCAUGGCCUUCAUGUGCAUCUGUGGUGGAAUACUGGUUUCGAAAAUCGGACUGAGGAAGUCUUUGAUUAUCUCGACAACUGGUGAUAUCAUCUACGCUGGCAGCCUGUACCUGAACAGCAAAAACGGAACUCAAUGGUUCCUAAUGCUUGGUUCAAUUUAUUCUGGUAUCACGGAUGGUCUGAUGUACGCUGUGGAAGGUGCUAUUAUCACAGCGUAUCCCGAACCGUCCCGCCGUGGUCGCAUGCUCUCCCUUUGGGUGUUCAUGCGUUCCGCAGCACCAGUCGUUGGCGGUGCCAUCAUCUUUGGUGUCAACUUCGGGACGAAUUCAAGCGGAGGAGUAUCAUUGAAAACGUACCUCGUCAUCAUUGGCAUCAUGUGCGCUGGACCUUUCAUCGCGAUCAACCUUUCUCCACCCAAGAAGGUGCAACGAAUCGACGGAAAAUCGGUCGUGUUCCGUAAGACCUCCUUCCGGCGAUCAAUGAAGGAGUGGUUCGUUGUCGUCUCGCACCCGAAGAUGUGGCUCCUCUUCCCUCUUUUCUUCACUUCCUGGUUCUAUGGCUCUUACAUCGGAACCCUCGAAACUCAGUACUUCAACGUCCGCACCCGCGCACUCACCGCCUUCGUCUCCCCAUUCGGCGAUAUCAUCGGUGGUCUCGCGAUCGGUUACUUCCUCGACUAUCCCAAGCUGACGAAGAACCAAAAGGCGAGAUGGUCGUUCAUCUUCUUGAUGAGUCUCAACUUGGGCCUGUGGAUCUGGACUGCAGUGAUUACGAAAUGGCUUGAGGACAAUCAGCCUUCGCUCGACUGGUCGGACAAGGAGUUCGGCCGGAUGUGGGCGCCCCAGAUCAUGUUCGAGUUCACGACGAUGGCCACUCAGAGCUCACUCUACUGGAUGGUCAGCUUCCUCUCCAGCGACAUGAACACCCUCUCCUACAUCACCGGCUCCCUCCGUGGCGUCGAAUGCGCUGGCCAAGCCGUCGCCUACGGCAUCAAAUCCACAGACUCAUCCGACUGGAUCUCCAUCGGCCUCAACGUCGGCCUCUUCGUCAUCUCCAUCCCGCCCGCAUGGAUGGUCAUCAAAGACCUCGGGAAGGAGGGUGUGGAUAACCGGAUCGGUAUCGACUUGGGCAAGGAGGGGAGCGUGGAAAGUGAGGCUGACGCGAAGAAGUUGGGGUAUGAGGAGGAUGAGAGCAGGAAUGAGAAUGAGAAGAGUCCUGUUUAG
Stereum hirsutum FP-91666 SS1 is the source of this 1485-nucleotide messenger RNA. RefSeq names its product MFS general substrate transporter. Lineage: Eukaryota; Fungi; Basidiomycota; Agaricomycetes; Russulales; Stereaceae. The transcript has 13 exons. The record is from RefSeq and is a predicted model, not a curated record. Gene Ontology annotation, molecular function: transmembrane transporter activity. The coding region runs from base 1 to 1485 and encodes 494 amino acids. Gene Ontology annotation, biological process: transmembrane transport.